Lentinula edodes (shiitake mushroom) is the source of this 1397-nucleotide messenger RNA. RefSeq names its product Alpha/Beta hydrolase protein. Gene Ontology annotation, molecular function: hydrolase activity, acting on ester bonds. NCBI's taxonomy places the organism in Eukaryota, Fungi, Basidiomycota, Agaricomycetes, Agaricales, Omphalotaceae. The coding region runs from base 83 to 1291 and encodes 402 amino acids. The record is from RefSeq and is a predicted model, not a curated record. The transcript is spliced from 4 exons.
AGGGCGAGGACUCAAGAAGCAAAAUUCUCGCGAUCCAAAGGCGACUCCUCGAGUAAACGCACAGCGGCAAAUCAAACGUUCAAUGGCGGACCAGAUCUUGCAUGCUCGAGACUUCGGCGAGCUAUGUGCACUGCAUGGUUAUAUGCCAGAAGAGCAUGUCGUUUUGACGAAAGACGGGUACUUGUUGGGCCUGCAUCGUAUCUCGUCAAAGAAGGGUCAACAGAAUUCAAGGCCUGGUAUAAGUACUGGGAAGCCGGUGGUUUACCUUCACCAUGGCUUGUUGAUGAAUAGCGAGGUGUGGGUUUGUUUGACUGAUGCGGAGCGGGCGUUACCUUUUGUGUUAGUGGAGCAGGGUUUUGAUGUUUGGCUGGGGAAUAACAGAGGAAACAAGUAUUCCAAGAAGAGCAUUCACCAUGGCCCCAAUUCCACGAAAUUCUGGGAUUUUAGUAUUGAUGAUUUUGCAUGGCACGAUAUUCCAGACUCGAUACAAUACAUAUUAGACAUUACCAAAGCCCCCAAGCUAAGCUAUGUCGGUUUCAGCCAGGGAACGGCACAGGCUUUUGCCGCUCUCAGCAUCCAUCCUCAGCUCAACGAAAAGAUCAACGUGUUUAUUGCGCUAGCCCCAGCCUUGAGUCCUGCGGGUCUAUCUGCCUCAAUCGUUGACGGGCUCAUGAAAUCAUCGCCUACUUUGAUGUUCCUUUUCUUCGGCCGUAAAUCAAUUCUGUCUUCCGCUACGAUGUGGCAGUCAAUUCUAUACCCACCUAUCUUUGCCAAAGUCAUCGACGUCUCCCUUAUCUGGAUGUUCAACUGGCACAAUCGUAAUAUAACUCCUUCUCAGAAGAUUGCCGCGUAUGCCCAUCUAUAUUCCUUCGCUUCGACCAAGUCCGUGGUUCAUUGGUUCCAGAUCAUGCGCAAUGGUGCAUUUUUGAUGUACGAUGAUGAGGUGAUGUCUCCAGUCGUUCGUACGUCCGUGAGCUCCUACCGACCCGCACGCUUCCCAACCAAAAACAUUGCGACUCCAAUUGUUUUGUUAUAUGGUGACCGCGACAGUCUUGUAGACAUUGACGCCAUGAUGAGCCAACUCCCUGAACACACGGAGGCUCGACGUCUUCACUCGUAUGAACAUAUAGACAUUCUGUGGGGCAAGGAUGUGGAUAGAGAUGUUAUUCCGGAAGUUUUGGAUGCACUGAAGAGGUACUGCGAAGAUAAGGACAAGUUAUCAGGGAUAGUAAAUGGAGUAAAAAGAACAGGAGAUGGGACAGAGACUGAUGGACUUUCGGAUUCCUUCUAGUCUAACUUCAAGUGCAUUAUUCAUUUCUAUAGUAUACCCAUAUGCUGUAUCACCCACAUACUGUAGCACCAGAUUAUAUAAAUGCCAAUAAAGUACCUUCUCACCA